UCACUCGCAUCCUUAGAGCAUCAGCACGCUACAGCAACAUUCUCUGCAUCCAGAAGACUCCUACUCCAUCCUGAUACAGCAGGCUUAAAGCUUUGAGAUUAUAGUAAUGGAGAGCUUGCUGGAUAACCCAAUGAAAGCUGUGCUUUAUCUCAAAGAACUGACCACUAUAGUACAAAACCAGCAGAGUCUGAUUCAAACCCAACGGCAGCGCAUCGACGAGCUGGAGAGGAAGGUUGAGGAUCUGAUCGGCGAGAACCGUCAGCUGAGAGAUCCGCAUCAAUUUCACCACCAUCAUCCGCACCACCAUCACCACCCAUCUCCGCGGACCAGCAGCCCUCAGCCGGCCGCUCACCCGCACCAGCAUCCGGCGACUCACGGUCAAAGCCAGCCGCAGCAGCAUCCGUCCAAACAGCCGCAGCAUCCUCCGGCAGCUCCCCUCCAUCACCCGCAGCAUCUGCAGCUCGUACCUACGUCCCCACCGACUCUCAAAGCGAGCCAAUCCAGCCCGGAGUCCGCGGAGGACGAGAAGAGGAGCCCGUCUUGCAAGUCUCUGGUUCCGCAAACUCCUUCGACAUUGUGCCGGUCCGUUGGACUCGCCAGGAAACCGGAGAACCAGACAGUUCUACACCAGUUCUGCUGUCCUGCUCCAGACGCCCCUGAGUCUGACUCUCAGGCCUGUGUACCCAGUGAAGAGCCACCUCCUCCUUCCAUUACAACACCAUCACCUGCUGCAUCUCCAUCACCUGGGGUGACUUCCAGCAGUGCCACCCAGCCCGAGGUUCAGGUGGCACCGCAGGUUGCAGGGAGCACCGUGACAUCUGUCGAUUCAGGAGGGGGAAAUGGGGAUCGAGAUGGAGGUGACACGCAAGAGAGAGAGAGUGCAGAAGUGGAGAAGGAAGAGGUGAGGGUACAAGAGAUUGAACAGGAGGAAGAAAAACCUCAGGCUCAACCGCCUCAACCAGUGCAGGAAGAGGUGAAGAAGGAGACAGGGGAGCAGGAAAAGGAAACAGCAAGUACAGGAGGCACAGGAAGGAGGCCAAGCUUGCAUCACACUGCUUCGCCAAUCAGAGUACAGAGGAAUGGAUCAUGCAGCCACUCCACCACCUCCGACUAUGAACUCUCGCUCGACCUCAAAAACAAGCAGAUCGAAAUGUUAGAGCACAAAUAUGGGGGCCACCUCAUCUCACGCCGUGCUGCUUGCAAGAUCCAGACGGCUUUUCGCCAGUAUCAGCUCAGCAAAAACUUUGAGAAGAUCCGAAACUCCCUCCUCGAAAGUCGUUUGCCACGCCGUAUCUCCCUGCGAAAAGUGCGGGUGCAAAAUACAGAGGGUAUCUCAGCUGAACGGGCGCUGGCUGAAGGCUGCAAUCUGGCAAGUAUCCCCCUUGUCCGGUCCCCAUCCUUGCCCACGACGGUAGGUGGCUCCCUCACUGACCUCGAAGAUUCCUUCAAUGAGCAAGUCCAGUCUCUUGCCAAAUCCAUUGAUGAUGCACUUAGUAACUGGAGCAUGAAGACCAUGUGUUCACUCCAAGAAGGUGGCACCUACCAGUUUAGCUCAGAGGCCUUUAGUACAGCUGGUGGCAAAUCUGGGUUGGCAGGAACAGUUCGAGAAGGUGGUCCCAUGGACCCUGCCACAUUCCAUAGCGGAACAGGCCAAGUAGACAAUUCUGAGAACGUGGCCCGGAGUGCCAGCAAGCUGAUGAUGGCCUUCCGGGAUGUGACAGUUCAAAUUGACAAUAAGAACUUUCACAUGUCCUCUUCCGUUAUGGAGUCCUCCACCUCUGUUUCUCUCGGUAAUUGUGUCCAGCAGGGGGCCAUAAUUACUGAGAGCCCACAGCAACCUCCGGUCAGUGAUGCAAAGGAACAACCUCAACAAGGACAACCACCACCAUCUCCACAGGAUCCAGCUCCUCCACCCCUAGACCAGGAUGCUGAGGAAAUACCAGAUGGCGAUUUCCCAGCUCCUCCACCAAGUGAGGAGGAGCUUGGGGAGGAUCUUCCACCUCUGGUCUUGGAGAAACAGGAAGUUCCAGAACCAGCAAUUCCGGUAGAGACAGCAAUAACCUCUGAAACCUUGUCUCCACCAGAGGUUGCAGAGACGCCAGUCACCCCAAUUGUAGAGGUUUUGGAAGCUAAGCGAAUUGAGUCAGACACAGCGGACAACAGCUCAGAGCAGAUGAGUAGCAGCAGUACAUCCACAUCAGCUCAAUCGGCUUCUGAGGUCUCGUCCAAAGAGGCUUUACAGGCCAUGAUUCUUAGCUUGCCCCGAUACCACUGCGAAAACCCAACCAGUUGCAAAUCUCCUACCCUCUCCACUGACGUCAUGCGAAAACGCCUAUAUCGUAUUGGCCUGAACCUCUUCAACAUAAAUCCAGACAAAGGCCUCCAGUUUCUCAUCUCUCGUGGGUUCAUUCCGGAUACGCCUAUAGGUGUGGCACAUUUCCUGCUCCAGAGGAAGGGGCUAAGCCGACAGAUGAUCGGCGAGUUUCUUGGCAACAGCAAGAAGCCGUUUAACAGAGAUGUGUUAGACUGUGUGGUGGAUGAGAUGGAUUUCUCGGGGAUGGAGUUGGAUGAGGCUCUGAGGAAGUUUCAGGCUCAUAUCCGUGUGCAAGGCGAAGCGCAGAAAGUGGAGAGACUGAUAGAGGCAUUCAGCCAGCGUUACUGUAUGUGUAACCCAGACGUGGUGCAGCAGUUCCACAAUCCUGACACAAUCUUCAUCCUUGCAUUUGCCAUCAUCCUCCUCAACACGGACAUGUACAGUCCCAACAUCAAACCUGAUCGUAAGAUGAUGCUGGAAGACUUCAUCCGCAACCUAAGAGGGGUUGAUGAUGGUGCAGAUAUUCCACGAGACAUGGUAGUGGGAAUAUAUGAGCGUAUUCAGCUGAGGGAAUUACGAUCGAAUGAAGACCAUGUCACUUAUGUCACCAAGGUGGAGCAAAGCAUUGUGGGAAUGAAAUCGGUUUUGUCGGUGCCUCACAGGAGACUGGUGUGCUGCAGUCGGCUGUUUGAAGUGACUGACAUCAACAAAGCCCAGAAGCAAGCUGCUCACCAGAGAGAGGUCUUCCUCUUCAACGACCUACUUGUGAUUUUGAAAUUGUGUCCGAAGAAGAAGAGUUCAGCUGCAUACACCUUUUGCAAGGCCAUGGGGCUGCUGGGCAUGCAGUUCCACCUGUUUGAAAAUGAAAACUAUCCUCACGCCAUCACUAUUGUGUCUCCGUGUUCGGGCUCUGAUAAGAAGCAGGUGUUGAAUUUCUGUGCUCAGAGCGCAGAGGAGCUGCUCAAGUUCGUAGAGGACCUGAAGGAGUCCAUCGCCGAGGUUUCAGAGAUGGAACAGAUACGUAUUGAAUGGGAGUUGGAGAAACAACAGGGAGCCAAAACUCACUCCAUCAAGAACAACGGGACUCCGCUUGAGUUGAGGGGAAGACAAGGUUCUCCUUCAGAAAAACAGGAAAUGAACGCAUCACAGAGCGAACACAAUGCAGUAGAGGUGUCAAUUCACAACAGGCUUCAGACGUACCAGCUCAACGCGGCACCGCAGAGCCCUGAGAGCACCGCCCUUCUCAACCACCAGAGGGAGCUCUUCCAGCAGCCUCCAUUACAAUGCGCCAGCCCCACCCCCUUACACUCCUACCAGCCCAUGGCCCUGGCCGAGAUACGACCCGACACGCUCAUCCAGUGCCAGCAAAUCGUCAAGGUCAUCGUCUUGGACAAAGGCGGUCACGGACGCAUGGAGGCGUACCUCAGCCAGAGCCCCACUCAUCACCAGCUCAUCCAGUCUGUCAUCUCCACACCAGUGCGCUCACCUGAUGGCGGAGGCAACCAGGGAGGAAACAACGACGGUUCACAACCGCCCUUGCCUCCACCUCCACCACCGUAUAACCACCCUCACCAGUAUAUACCCCCUGAUCCCCGCCUUGCACUGCAGAGGACCCCAAGUGGCUCUCGUAGCCUGAUGUAGAGUUCAAACCAAUAACUAUAAAACACUCCAGGCACACUUUUGAGAGUAUUUAUCUGCAUAUGUAUAUAUAUAUAUGAAAGAAAUAUCAUGAAAAAAUGCUAUCUAUAUGCAUAAAUUUAAGGUAAGAGACAUUUAUUGACUUUGCAGAUAUGUGAAACAAUCAAUAAGAAAAUACGAUUUACCUAAUUGCUGUGUAUUUUGAAACGUUAUGUAGUUUUAACAAAUUUCUAUAACAGUUUUCGUCCUUCUGGACACUCUCUGAGGUUAUAUCUUUGAGUACUUGUUCUUGACAGAAUUUGUUAUAGACAAAAUGAUUUCACGAAAAAAUGUGGCACCCGACAACAUUCGUUUCAAUUCCACCGACACUUGCUUUUGUGUGGGAGCUGGUUUUAAGUGUAAAGUCACCCUUUUUGGCUUUUAUUAUCCUAUUGAUGAGUCUAUUUAGUGUGUGUGUAUGCUUUUGACUGGAAAAUGAUAUACGUGCCAAAAUGAGGACUCCCUCCACCGUGAACUUUUUGCACUGUUGAACACUUAGGGCUAGAGCAAACAUUUGUGCUUACAGCGGGGAAAAAAAGUAUUUAGUCAGCCACCAAUUGUGCAAGUUCUCCCACUUAAAAAGA
This is a messenger RNA of Sinocyclocheilus grahami, 4575 nucleotides long. RefSeq names its product IQ motif and Sec7 domain ArfGEF 3a (gene iqsec3a). Gene Ontology annotation, molecular function: guanyl-nucleotide exchange factor activity. Bases 107 to 3955 code for a protein of 1282 amino acids. NCBI's taxonomy places the organism in Eukaryota, Metazoa, Chordata, Actinopteri, Cypriniformes, Cyprinidae. The transcript is spliced from 14 exons. The record is from RefSeq and is a predicted model, not a curated record. Gene Ontology annotation, biological process: actin cytoskeleton organization; regulation of ARF protein signal transduction.